UAAUACCUGUUUUGUCGUACUCUUCACGUAACUUGAACGGAGCAUCACUCAGUAAACAUGGCGCCGGCCAAAAAACGCAACGUGAGUUCGGCAAAAACAACAGAACAAAGUAAAAAAACAGCUAAAAUUGACCUAAAUAGCAAAGUCGAAAAUAUACUCGAGAGCAGAAAACAUGCCAACGACGUUUUUGACAUCCUCGAGUUCCUUCAGUCAGAAAAAGAGAAGGAUGUUAUCAGUGCUGUCAAUGCGUGCAACAAAUUGUUCUGCACUUUGUUGGAGAGGAAAGAGCUGUUUAUGGGAAAACUGCCCGGCGAGGAGGAGGCAUUGAGUGGAGGGUAUAGUGCUGAGGAGAAGUACCGCAUGUUCAUGCGACACCGUUACAACAGCUGUGUGGAGAUGCUGCUUGAGCACCUCAGCCAUGAACUUCACGAAGUCAAGGAGAAUGCCCUGUGCUGCCUGAUGAAGUUUGCUGCAGCAGAAGGACAGCAUCCCCUCGAGGACUUGGACUGGAGUGAACACUACAGUUUCCCAAGAGAACUCAUCCAGGCAGUGGUGGACAGACUGCUGUCCAAAACUACAGACACCUCCCUGCUGAUCUCCAGAUUCCAGGAGUUCCUUGAGAUGGACGAUGUACGCUAUUAUGUCAUCAGCUCCAUCCGUGAGAAUGUGGGAAAAGUCAUGGACAAAAACAAAGGGGCAGUGGUGCCCAUAUAUCAGAGCAAUGUGUUCACCCUCAUGUCCAACAUCAGUGUGCCAAGCCAGGAGUCAGAGCUCAGCAACUUUAUGGUCAAACAGGAAGCCAAGAUUGAAGACUGGAAAGCCGCUAAACUGAAUGAACACAAGCGUGUCUUUGAGAGGAUGUGGCUGGGCUUUCUCAAGUACAAGUUGCCAAGCAACAUGUAUAAAAAGAUCUUGGUGAUCCUCCAUGACUCCAUUUUGCCCCACAUGAGUAAACCCACACUGAUGAUUGACUUCUUGACUGCUGCCUAUGAAGUUGGGGGGGCUAUCAGCCUGCUGGCCCUCAAUGGCCUUUUUGUCCUCAUACAUCAACACAACCUAGAUUACCCUGAUUUCUACAAGAAAUUGUAUAAUCUGCUUGAGCCUUCUGUUUUCCACGUGAAGUACAGAGCACGCUUUUUCCACCUAGCUAACUUGUUUCUUAGUUCCAGUCACUUGCCAGUGUACCUAGUGGCUGCGUUUGCCAAACGCCUGGCUCGUUUGGCUCUCACAGCACCGUCCACAGCCCUCCUCCUAGUGCUGCCCUUCAUCUACAACCUGAUUCGUCGCCACCCAUCCUGCAGAGUCCUUAUUCACAAGCCCAGCACAGAAGAUGAGCCUUUGGAAGACCCGUAUCUAAUGGAUGAAAAGGAUCCUGCUCAGUGCCGUGCCUUAGAGAGCAGCUUGUGGGAGAUUAAGACACUGCAGAAGCAUUACCAUCCAGAUGUGGCCAAAGCUGCUAUGCUGAUCAACACACCCCUGUCAGAACAAGAGGAUGACAUCAGCGAGGUGCUGGAGAUAACAACAUAUGAGCUGAUGGAGAGAGACCUGACACAGUCUCAGAUGAAGAGCAUCCCACUGGAGUUUGAAACUGCAACACAGUUACUAAAAGAAGGUGGAGAUGUGUUAGGACAGCACUUCUGUCUGGAUUAAAACAAGUAAUAACAAGGAAUUGCAUUCACAGUGUGGUAUAAAUAUCUGGGACCAAUUCAUCCGUCAAGGUGAAUGUUUGUAGCAGUUUGGCCUGAACAGGAAGUGUGGACAGACUUCUCUUCUGAAAAAUUAUAUAAAUGCCUCUUUGAGCAGCAACAAGAAUAACAGUAAUGCAUUUGAUCUGGAGAUGUUAUGUUUUUCUCAAUGACCAUUGAUGUCUUUGAUGUGUGACUAUUGUAUAUCAAUAAAAACCUUUUCCAAAGCUCA
Messenger RNA from Siniperca chuatsi (mandarin fish), 1917 nucleotides. RefSeq names its product nucleolar complex associated 4 homolog (gene noc4l). Gene Ontology annotation, cellular component: small-subunit processome; nucleolus; Noc4p-Nop14p complex. The transcript is spliced from 15 exons. Gene Ontology annotation, biological process: ribosome biogenesis. Bases 58 to 1650 code for a protein of 530 amino acids. NCBI's taxonomy places the organism in Eukaryota, Metazoa, Chordata, Actinopteri, Centrarchiformes, Sinipercidae. The record is from RefSeq and is a predicted model, not a curated record.